Molecule: messenger RNA, 258 nt
Organism: Heterostelium album PN500
Lineage: Eukaryota; Evosea; Eumycetozoa; Acytosteliales; Acytosteliaceae
Product: bolA family protein
Exons: 2
Coding region: 1-258 (85 amino acids)
Biological process (GO): intracellular iron ion homeostasis
Cellular component (GO): nucleus; cytosol
Molecular function (GO): 2 iron, 2 sulfur cluster binding
Source: RefSeq, a predicted model, not a curated record
AUGACAGUUACAGUUGAACAAUUAGAGAAUACCUUGAAAUCAGGAUUCCCAGACUCAAACAUAAUUGUAGAAGAUGUAUCGGGUGGAUGUGGAGCAAAGUUUUCAAUUGUAAUUGGUUCAGAUAAAUUUGAAGGUGUGUCUCUUUUGGAGAGACAUCGUAUGGCAAACGAUGUCAUUGGCGAACUAAUGAAAGACAUCCACGCUAUAAACUUCAAGACAUGGACAAAGAAACAAUACGAAGAAAAGAUGAAACAAUAA